Molecule: messenger RNA, 2797 nt
Organism: Siniperca chuatsi (mandarin fish)
Lineage: Eukaryota; Metazoa; Chordata; Actinopteri; Centrarchiformes; Sinipercidae
Gene: ptgs2b
Product: prostaglandin-endoperoxide synthase 2b
Exons: 10
Coding region: 100-1926 (608 amino acids)
Biological process (GO): response to oxidative stress; cyclooxygenase pathway
Cellular component (GO): cytoplasm; neuron projection
Molecular function (GO): heme binding; prostaglandin-endoperoxide synthase activity; oxidoreductase activity, acting on single donors with incorporation of molecular oxygen, incorporation of two atoms of oxygen
Source: RefSeq, a predicted model, not a curated record
UUGGACAUUCAAACUCUCACUCUCUCAGAGCGACAGACAGACACGACUGCGGAGGAGAGAGCAGUAAAGAAAAGGAAGAGCCUAUAAAGUCUUUGGAGUAUGAACAGACACACAUUUGCGGUUUUCCUCUUGGCACUGGGGUUUCUUGUCUGCGAAGGGGGUAACCCAUGUUGCUCAGACCCAUGCCAGAACAGGGGCGUUUGCACAACGCUUGGAACAGAUAAUUAUGAGUGUGACUGCACUCGCACAGGAUAUUAUGGACAAAACUGCACAGAACCUGAGUUCCUCACCUGGGUCAAAAUCUCCCUGAAGCCAUCGCCCAACACCAUCCACUACCUUCUCACCCACUUCAAGGGCUUCUGGAACAUCGUCAACAACAUCUCAUUUCUCAGAGAUGCCAUCAUGAGAUAUGUGCUGACAUCCCGAGCCCACUUGAUUGAUAGUCCUCCAACUUUCAAUGCGGAUUAUGGUUACAAAAGCUGGGAAGCCUAUUCCAACCUUUCCUACUAUACACGCACCCUUCCCCCUGUGCCAGAGGAUUGCCCAACCCCUAUGGGAGUAGUAGGUAAAAAAGAGUUACCUGAUGCUAAGCUACUGGUUGAGAAGCUUCUGAUGAGAAGACAGUUCAUCCCAGACCCACAGGGCACCAGCCUGAUGUUUGCAUUCUUCGCACAGCAUUUCACCCACCAGUUCUUCAAAUCUGAUAUGAAGAAAGGACCUGCUUUUACUGUUGCUCAAGGUCAUGGGGUGGACCUCAACCACAUUUAUGGAGACAACCUGGAGAGGCAACGCAAACUCAGACUCUUCAAGGAUGGCAAGCUUAAAUAUCAGAUCCUGGAUGGAGAGGUUUACCCCCCAACAGUAAAGGAAGUGGGCGCUGACAUGCACUACCCUCCUCAUGUUCCUGACUCUCACCGCUUCGCUGUGGGCCAUGAGGCGUUUGGCCUGGUCCCCGGCCUGAUGAUGUACGCCACCAUAUGGCUACGGGAACACAAUCGGGUGUGUGAUGUGUUGAAGGAGGUCCACCCUGACUGGGACGAUGAAAGGCUCUUCCAGACCACUCGGCUCAUUCUGAUUGGAGAGACCAUCAAGAUUGUGAUCGAGGACUACGUGCAGCACCUGAGCGGCUAUCACUUCAAGCUCAAGUUUGACCCCGAGCUGCUGUUCAACCAGCGCUUCCAGUACCAGAACCGCAUUUCAUCCGAGUUCAACACCCUGUACCACUGGCACCCACUGAUGCCUGAUACUUUCCACAUUGAGGAGAAGGAUUACAGCUAUAAACAGUUUGUCUUCAACACCUCUGUAGUGACUGAGCACGGCAUCAGCAACCUUGUGGAGUCGUUUACCAAUCAGAUUGCUGGACGGGUUGCUGGUGGCCGAAAUGUCCCAGGACCUAUCAUGUACGUGGCCAUUAAGUCCAUUGAAAACAGCAGACAGAUGCGCUACCAGUCUCUGAACGCAUACAGGAAACGAUUCUCCAUGAAGCCCUACAGCUCUUUUGAAGACAUGACAGGAGAGAAAGAGAUGGCCGCAGUGCUCGAGGAGAUGUAUGGACACAUCGAUGCUGUGGAGCUCUACCCGGGUCUGUUGGUGGAGAAACCCAGGCCUAAUGCCAUCUUUGGGGAGACCAUGGUGGAGAUGGGGGCCCCUUUCUCCCUCAAAGGCUUAAUGGGAAACCCCAUCUGCUCCCCGGAGUACUGGAAGCCCAGCACAUUCGGAGGCAGCGUGGGCUUCGACAUCAUCAACACCGCCUCCCUGCAGAGCCUCGUAUGCAGUAACGUCCGGGGCCCCUGUCCCGUGGCAUCCUUUCAUGUGCCCGACGUUAAAGAGACGGGUUCCAUGAUCAUCAAUUCAAGCACAUCCCAUUCACGCAGCAGUGAUAUCAACCCCACAGUCAUUUUGAAAGAAAGGGCUACUGAGCUCUAAGUUUUAUAUUUUAUUAGGUACUUUUUUUAACAUAUGUAUUUAUUUAUUUAUUUAUUUUUGUAUUUAUUGUCUUCUAUUUAUAACAUGAGAAAGCGCAACACAGGUUUUUCAUACAUAAUCUUUGUAUAUUUUUGUCUGGUUAUCAAGAACAAAAGUCUGGUUGUAUUUAUUUAUUGAAAGAUUAAUUGUAUUAUAAGUUAUUGUUACAGUAAUGACCUCAGUCACUGCUAAUGAUACUUGAAGAUUAGUUUACAGUUUUAACUACAUACUGUAGUAGUGUACAUUAAACUUCUAAUGUAAAUGGAUGUCCAUUCAAUUGUAUGGCUGUCUCUAGAUACCGCAGUGAUCUGUUUUGUAGACAACAAUACAGUAGCACAGUAUAGUAGUGAUGUUCAUGGUGAAUUUAAUGACUGAUCUUGACUCUUCUUGAUAUAAUUUAAGUGCAUUCCUAUUUCAGUAUUGUCUUAGUGAUUUUAUUCUUCUUCAGUCUGUGUAUCAGCUUGGGUAAUUUGAAAUGACAGUAGUAACUCUUGAGUCUAAGCUGCACUGUUUAGAAUUGUAUUGUUGUUCUAUAGAAAUUAUAUCAUUCAGUUAUAUGGCCAUGCAGUUUGUUAGAUUUGUUCUCAAUGCCUAUUGACUUGCAAGUUUGACACUAAUAAAUGCUUCCUGGAAAUGGAGCACAUUUCUCAGAAAUCAGCUGACAUUGUUAUUUUCACUUUGUGACUCUUAUUGUGCUCUUACAUAAACUCUCUGAUUGAUGCCCUGGGAGUAAACAAGCUUUUCCUUCCUAAGGAAACAAUGUAAUCCAAGUACUGGAUGAGUGUAAUUUCAGAUGGUAUCAAUGGUCAAAUAAAUGCAAUUUUGAAAAAGA